AUGGAGGAGAAGAUGGAGAUGGAGGAGAAAAAACGAACCAUAGAAAUAUGGAUGUUCAAAUACAGGCUUCCAGUUGAAAUGAAAAAUGAGAUUAUGCAGAACGUAGAUCGUAGAUUGGAAAGAAAAAAAAAUGUUUUUGUGGAGAACCUGUUGCGUCAUCUUCCUGAAGAACUAAGAAAGGCUAUAAAACGCUACCUGUGCUUCGAUCUACUAAAAACUGUGCCGGUGCUUCAAAAUAUGGAUGAUCAACUGUUGCUAAAGAUAUGCGACUGUCUCAAGCCAGUGUGCUACAAUGAGCACAGCUACAUUGUUAGGGAGGGAGACCCGAUUGAUGCGACGUUCUUCAUUAAAGAUGGCAUUGCAUGGACCUAUACAACGAUAAAGGUGAAGCAAGUUGCUUCUCACUCGCUGAGAGUCUUGAAAGAGAUCAAUUCUUUGGAGAAGAACUAA
Quercus lobata is the source of this 450-nucleotide messenger RNA. Its product is annotated as putative cyclic nucleotide-gated ion channel 13. The record is from RefSeq and is a predicted model, not a curated record. Lineage: Eukaryota; Viridiplantae; Streptophyta; Magnoliopsida; Fagales; Fagaceae. The transcript is spliced from 2 exons. The coding region runs from base 1 to 450 and encodes 149 amino acids.